Messenger RNA from Gossypium raimondii (Peruvian cotton), 4161 nucleotides. Its product is annotated as FIP1[V]-like protein. Bases 142 to 3540 code for a protein of 1132 amino acids. Gene Ontology annotation, biological process: mRNA processing. Lineage: Eukaryota; Viridiplantae; Streptophyta; Magnoliopsida; Malvales; Malvaceae. The transcript is spliced from 8 exons. The record is from RefSeq and is a predicted model, not a curated record.
AGGGAAAAACAGAAGAGAAGUCGUGCAUGUAAAAUCGUAAUAGCAAAAGCGAAAUAGAAUCAAAGCCCUUUCCCUAACACUCUCCUCCCUUUUAUUUGUCUCUGUCUCAGCCUCUCUUCUUUACUUUCCUUUCAUCUUCCAAUGCAAGAUGACGAUGAGUUCGGAGAUCUCUACUCCGACGUUCUUCACCCUUUCUCAUCAACUACCACGAUGUCAUCCGCUGCUCCCCAACCUCACCACCCUUUCCCUCCACCCCCCCAUCUCCACCGUCCCAUCGAUCUCAACCGCGGUUCAGCUCCUGCACCAAUGUUUCUCGAUUCUAAACACGAACCUGCGGAUGGCCAAGACGUUAAUUUCGAUAUCGAAGAAGGGGGUAGUAAUGGAAUUGAAGCUGCCCGCUAUGAUGGCCCGAUAUUCCCGGGUUUAACCGAACCGGUUCCUCAUGAAGAGUUCGGAUGGAAUGCUAACGAAAGUGGUAAUGGAAUUCAAGGCGGUGAAGCGGAAGCCGAUGAAGGCGAUGGCUGUGAUAGUGACAGUGAAGAUGAUCUACAGAUAGUGUUGAACGACAACCACCACGGCUUGAUGGAUAUGGAAAGAGGAGGAAUGAUUGGCGAAGAUGACGAUGACGACGAAGACGAGGACCCACUUGUGAUAGUGGCUGACGCAGAUGCAAACCAAGGGACGGAGGAGCAUGAAUGGGGUGAAGAAGGAUGCCAGGCGGCGGAUGGGGAGAAGAAAGAAGGGGGAGAAGCAACGAAGGUUAGCUCCGCCGGCGGUGGAGGAGGAAGCGUGGUUGCGCCGAAAAUUGGUUACAGCAAUUAUGGGUACCAUCCGUUCCAUUCUCAGUUUAAGUAUGUAAGACCUGGUGCAGCACCAAUGCCUGGAACCAUUGCUAGUGGUCCUGGAUCAGCCCCAGCUCAGGUUCGUCCAAUCAUGAGUGGUACGGCUGGUCGUGGUAGAGGUGAUUGGAGACCACAUGGAAUGAAAACUGGUACUCCUACGCAAAAAGGUUUCCAUCCUAGUUUUGGAAUGCCUGGAGGGAUUAACAAUAUGGCAGGGCGUGGAGGGCUGGAAUUUACACUUCCUUCUCACAAAACCAUAUUCAAUGUUGACAUUGAUAGUUUUGAGGACAAGCCAUGGAAGCAUCCUGGUGUUGAUCUCUCUGACUUCUUCAACUUUGGUCUAAAUGAGGAGGGCUGGAAAGAUUAUUACAAACAACUGGAACAACACCGCUUGGAGACGACCAUGCAAAGCAAAAUUCGCGUUUAUGAAAGUGGGCGAACAGAGCAGGGUUAUGAUCCAGAUUUGCCUCCAGAAUUGGCAGCAGCAACUGGGCAAGAGGUUCGAGCUGGUGCUGCUAAUCUUGGAAAGUUGGAUGGAGGACAAAAUGACGUUACCAAAGGAACUGCUCGAAUUCGACAACCACUUCCAACUGGGAGAGCAAUACAAGUGGAGGGAGGUUGCGGGGAACGCCUUCCCUCCAUUGAUACACGGCCACCUCGUCUCCGUGAUUCAGAUGCAAUUAUUGAGAUUGUCUGUCAGGAUACUCUAGACAAUGAUUCCUCCACACAGAAUGGUGUUGAAGACCAAACAGAAAAUGAACUGUCAAGGGAGUAUCUUAUAGGAGAUCUUGCAUCUGAAGCUGAAGUUGCACAUGAAGAUAAUGAAUGUUUUGAUGGUUUUCCAGAUUCUUAUAAUAGUCGAAAGAGAAAAUUAAUUGGAAAGAGGGCUAUUAAUUCUGCCCAGAGUAAUGUGCCUGAAGAUCAUAAGAUUUUGCCCUUCCCUGCAGAAGCAUUGCAUCCAGAUGGUCCUGGAUCUAGGGGUCAGAGUCCUAUGCAUCCUAGUGGAAACUUUGAGGUUCCUCCCGAAGAGAGGCAACGACGGGGAAGAGUGGGCGAAAUAUCCCCUCAUGAGACACUUAUUCAAGGUAAACAGGAUAAGUUCAGUGUUGGACAUGAGGAAGAAUCUGUCAAAAGCAUGGAUGGUAAAUCUCCUUUCUUAGUUAGAGAUGCCAGGGAGAUAAGUGUGGAGCAUAUGGAUGGUGUUGAUGAUGAGCUUGAGCCAACUGAUGGAAGCCCUGUUGAAAAGGAGCUGUUAAAUGGCACCUAUAAAGAUGGGAGUUCACUCAAUCCCUUGAACAAUGGAAAAAAUCGUUUUCAAGUGGAGCAAAGGAAGCUUCACAAUGCUGAUGAUGGUGAGGAUACUAGGGCUGCAAGAAGUAGUGAACACAGCAAAACAAGAUCUGGCAGCAGCAGGGAUUAUCAGAAACGACAAGAGAGUGCUGAGGAGGAGGUCGUUCAGGGUGGACAUUCAUCUCGUGUUGGGAAUGUCAGGAAGAAUCUUGAUGAACAUGAUCAUAGUUCCCAGAGAAAAUAUUGUGAUGUGAGACGUGAGAUCGAGAGAAAUCGCAUGACAGGUAAACCAGGAGAGGAUUCUUAUCCUCUUAGAGACUUUGAUGCUAGCUUGUCACAUGAUUUUCCCAUUAAAACAGAGGGUUUUGAUAGGCGAAGGGAGUGUGACAACACUGAUGGUACUUGCCAAUGGGGAGAAGAUGAUCUUUACAGCAGAAAAAAUAGAUCUGAGGACUUUAAGAGACAUGAUGAUGAAAUGGGUUCUAGGAACAGGACUAAGGUUCGAGGAAAUGAGAGGACUGAAAGAGAUGGUUAUCCACCUUCUAGAAAACAGUUUGUUAAAGGCAGUUAUAAAGUUCAUCGUGAUAAGGAUGUUAGUACGAGACUUAGGGAAAGAGAUGAUAAUUUGAAGAGUAGGUAUGAUGCAGCCGAUGAUUACCACAACAAAAGAAGGAAAGAUGAGGAUUAUCUGAGGAGGGUCAAUGCUGACAAAGAGGAGAUCUUGCAGGGACAGAGAGAAUCUAGCAGCAGGUGCAAAAAGCAAGAAAGGGAUGAAAUUUUAGACCAGCGUAAGAGAGAUGAGCAACAAAGAAUUAGAGACAAUUUUGACGAACACCAUUCAAUUAGGCAGAAAGGUGACGUCUGGUUGAACAGAGAGAGAGUUGAGAAGCGGAUGGAGAGGGAAGAAUGGCACAGGCUAAAGCAAUCACAUGACAAAAGUUUAUCAAAACGGGAGAAAGAAGUACGGGGUACUGUGAGGAGUGGCCGUGGUUUGGAAGACAAAGCAUGGGUUGGCCAUACUAGGGAAAAGGAUGAACAUAGAGUUUCUGAAAAAGAAUACCAACUUAAAGAGGCAGUACGCAACAGUGAACAGGUAAAAAGAAGGGAUCGGAAUGAUGAUGAAGGUUACUCGCACCACAGAGGGCGCGAAGAUUCAUAUUCACAGGGACAUCAAUUCAGUAAUGAUGAGAGAAAGUCCAGGCAGGAAAGGUCAAGCACUCGAAGUGACCAUGCUGUCAAUGGUUCUGAUAGCCAAAGGGGGCAUGAGAAGAAACGUAAAGAAAACAUUAGGAAGAAUAGAGAAUCUGAAGGUGGAGGUCCAAUCACUUUGGGUUCUGCCAAGAGAAGUAAUGAAGAUUUAAGUGGUCUGAACAAUGAAACGGUAUGUUUCAUAGACUCAAGGACAUAAUAUUUCUUUAGCAAUAAGGAGAAAAAUAUGCAGCAAAUUUCUGGAAAUGAGCCUAUACAUGUGCAUGCUUAUAUAAAGAUAAAUCGUCUACUGAAAGUUGAUGCAGUUUCUUCAAAAACAGAGAUCCUGGUUUCAAUUACUCCAUCCUUGAUACUUGUGCUGAGGAUUUAACAAGUAGCAUUAGUCUCACUAUGAGACCAAUCUUAUCGUCCUCGUCAUUAGCUCUACUGUCUUUUCAAUUUUUUCACAAUGCUGCAAGAAGAACACACCAUGCCAUCCCUGUUUCCAUGGUCAUUCAAUCAGUUUGGGCAACAGUUUCAGCUAGCAAUAUUUUUAAUUUACUGUAGACCUGGUUGUCAUCAUCUCUGUUAUUUUUUAGGCUUGCAAAGUGAAUUCUGUUGUUCUCCUGUUUCGGAAGGGGGAGGGGGAAGACCUUUCAACUUUUCAUUUUUUUGAAUCUUCCAAAUCAGGGGGAUUUGGUGGGGAAGGAUUCCUUAGAAGUUCUUUUUUUAGCUCUAUUGAAAAAUUACUCUCUUUUUGGCAUUCCAUUUUAAUGUGUAAAAGUUGUACUUUUGAAAGAAAAUAAUAAGUUAUAUUGACGGUAAGCUGGAUUUCAGAUUA